AUGGUAAAGAAGAAGGAGGUCUGUUGCUCCAAUCAAUCACUCUGCCGUGGUGUGCCUGACGCUGACGAGCUGCGGGAAGGGGGGGAAGAGUGGGCGCGCGCUGACACGUUCCUCGCAGGGAACCUCCACUUCAAGGGUCGGUCGACAAAGUACUCGGUACGAACAGCCCAAAAACGGGGACCGCACCCCACAAAGGGGGAGGAGAUAGAUGGAGGGGCGUCUCCGGAGCAAGCGCUGGGAACGGCCGCCGAGCAGCGUGAGCGUUCUGCCACCUGCAUCUUCCUCCCAAAUGCCCGGUGCACGGCCCCCCAACGCUGUCGACCAACAAGCCUUCAAGUCUCCCGGCCCGUGUGCCUCCACCGAGAAAUACCCCAGCCCGUCCGUCACCAAUGCCUGGUGUACAAACAAAUCGCACGCCGUCAAUCGACAGGCAACACCGUACAUGUUUCCGUGGAAGGUCCGGGCCGGGAAACACAACAAGACGAUCUGUGCUCCUCAGCCUUGGAAUCCUUGAUGGAAGAUCGUGCCAUGGAUCUGGAAAUGGUGUCUACCCGCUGCUGCUGUUGCUGCCCUGCCGGAUCCUGUUGUGGCCAGAUCAACGAACGACAGACAGGCAUUUACUGUUUAGAACUCGGACAUUCAAAGGUGAACACUGCUUUCCUUGCUUGUCAGGGCAUGAAACAACCGCUUCCUCCGAGCCCUCUCCGAGUCCCAAAGAGUACCCAGCGACUCGACGAUGUCAACUACAAGUGUCCUCCACCACUAUGCUUCACGUGCACACAUGUAGUGCAUAAACAGGCCGUGGCAGUGGCGUGGCAUCAACACGACAUUUGA
Molecule: messenger RNA, 834 nt
Organism: Neurospora tetrasperma FGSC 2508
Lineage: Eukaryota; Fungi; Ascomycota; Sordariomycetes; Sordariales; Sordariaceae
Exons: 5
Coding region: 1-834 (277 amino acids)
Source: RefSeq, a predicted model, not a curated record